Suillus plorans is the source of this 1285-nucleotide messenger RNA. RefSeq lists its product as uncharacterized. The transcript has 9 exons. NCBI's taxonomy places the organism in Eukaryota, Fungi, Basidiomycota, Agaricomycetes, Boletales, Suillaceae. The record is from RefSeq and is a predicted model, not a curated record. The coding region runs from base 99 to 1103 and encodes 334 amino acids.
UGCACAGACUUGGUAUAUUUUGAUAGCGAUUGAACUUGGGCACUCCCAGGCCCAUACGCAUCAAGUUAUACACCAUUCUUGUGGCAGACAGUACUUUCAUGGCUUCUUAUUUUGGCCUCGGGACAAUAACACAUAUUAUACUAGGUAUCCUGAUAUACGACCAUAUGGCAACUGUCACAGAUGAAAUUACUUUUAUCUGGUGUCGUCCAAAAGCACUAUCUGCAAUUUUAUUCCUCAUCAAUCGCUAUGUCGCUCUACUCGGCAACGUCUUUAUGUUGUUUACGUAUCUUCUGCCCAUUUCACAUGAGGUUCUAUGGUUUCGUUAUGCGCGUACCCAAUUGGCAGGCUCACAUCGUCUUUCCGCAGAGGUUUCAACUCUUGUUCUUCAACGUGUUGUUUUUCUCAACAAAGACCUAGCUGUCGGACAUAUUUUACAUCAAAAGAUGUACUCUUUUUUUCCCAACAAAUAUUCGUUUGUUGUAAGUGGAUUUUUAUGGCGAGAAAUACAUGUAUUGACAUUGCCAGUUAUAUUGACUCUUCGCACUUAUGCUCUCUACUGCCGUAACAAACGCCUCCUCACUUCGAUGAUAAUCAUCGUUUGUGCUCUUGGGGGAGUGACUGCGGGAACAUUUGGACUCCGUUCAAGCGCCGUCGUGCUAGGAAUGAAUUGCCUUGACUCAUACACAAAAGAGAUAGCCGUCAGUCCUGGGUUGGGAUGGGUGACACUACUCGUCUACGAAUUACUCGUAUUUGUCCUCACAGUUUGCAGGAUAUGCAAAAUUAGAGGACUGUCAUUGGCAAUGUCGAGGGGACACAUGCUUGAUGUCAUGUUUCAAGAUGGUGCCGUGUAUUUCGCGGUGAUGACGUUGUUUAAUCUACUCAACAUCCUGACGUACUACUGUGGUUCAAAUACCACCAGAGGCAGUCUGGCCACAUUUACUAGCUGCAUAUCCGUGACUCUCGUCUCUCGGCUGAUGCUCAAUCUGCACAAAUCUGUCGAUACAGGCAUUCUUACUACCCCUGUCCAAGAUGAUGACUACGAUUCCAUUGUCCUUACUACUAGGAUCAACGUACAGUCCACGAUUUCCUCUCGCCAAUGCUAGGUCGAUAUUUCUGGAUUUGUAUAUUUGUAUUGGAAGUGGAAAGUUAAUAUCGGGGUAGUAUCCAGAUGCGCAGAGACGAAGCCUGUUAACCUACAACGUGUUCCUUUCUUCUUUAUAUUUAACGUAUUGUGCUCGCACACCCCGUUUUCCUCGACGCACGGUUAAACCGAAUCUCAUAUCUC